This is a messenger RNA of Pyrus x bretschneideri (Chinese white pear), 1834 nucleotides long. RefSeq names its product F-box/LRR-repeat protein At3g26922-like. The record is from RefSeq and is a predicted model, not a curated record. The transcript is spliced from 3 exons. NCBI's taxonomy places the organism in Eukaryota, Viridiplantae, Streptophyta, Magnoliopsida, Rosales, Rosaceae. Gene Ontology annotation, molecular function: protein binding. Bases 206 to 1597 code for a protein of 463 amino acids.
GAUGGUUUGUCUAUGCUCUUAAAUUAUUUCUUAUGAAAAAGGAAAAAGAAAUUAAAUCGAUUACACAGACUGUUUAUUCUCUCUUUAUUAUAUCCUGAUUAAAUAGUUAAUUGACUUUAAUAUUUAAUGAGGAUUAGACUCCGCCCAAACCUCUCCUCCCACAUCAAGAAACCACAAUUCGUUUGGUCAACAAUCCAGAGAAAGCAUGGAAGAUGUAAGCAAUGAAGUUACGAACCGAAACUUGAACGAUCUCCCUGAUGAUAUCCUCCUCCACAUCCUCACCUUCCUCCCCACACUCGACGCCGUCCAGGCCUCCCUCAUCUCUCACAAAUGGCACCCCCUCUGGUCUCACGUUCCCGCCCUCAACUUCAACUACAAACUCUUCCCGCUGCGCGAGCCGCCAUUGGAUACCCGCCAGUUCUACGUCGAGUUCGUUGACCGUGUUCUGGUUUCCCGCACUGAUUCCCGGGUCUCCACUUUCCGCCUCUCUUUCAUCCACCACAAUCACUACAGCUCCCAUGUCGACUCUUGGGUGCGAUCCGCUGUGACCUGCCUCCGCACCCGCGAGCUCUAUCUCGACUUCUUCAUCCACAAAAAGUUUCACAACGAAGGUACCCGAACUAACUGGUACGCUUUCCCUUUCUCUGUUCUGAGAGAUGGGUGUGUUGAGAAAUUACGACUUACGCGAUGUGAUGUUAUAUUGCCCCCUGAACUGUCCACCAUGCGGUUUCGGUCAAUUAGGUCAUUAUUUCUCGAUCAGGUUUACUUGUCGGACAAGAUGGUGGGGGAUUUGAUACUGGGGUGCCCCAGUUUGGAGGAUUUGGAGCUUCAAAACUGUUGGGGGCAUCGUCAUUUGAAGAUAUGUAGCAAAAGGCUCAAGAAGCUUGUACUUGGGCAUUUUUAUGAUGAUUCUUAUAUCCGAGCGAGGAUUUUGGUCGAUUGCCCAAACCUUUGUUCGAUUAGUUUUGAUUGCUGCAGCUUUUAUAUGUUUGAGCUGAAGAAUGCGUCAUUUCUGGUUGAGUUUCGUGUUAUUGUGCACCUGAUCGAUCUAUCCGAUUGUUAUUUGAGUAGGGUUGUUAGGCUACUCGAACAAGUGCCUAAUCUGAAGUAUCUUUAUGUGCAAAACUGGUGGUUUAAGUUUACGACAUCAGAUUUCUUGCCUGAAAGCUUUAGACUCCACAAUCUGAGGCUAUUAGAGCUACAAACAGGGUUCACGCAGUAUGAUCUCAUUGGCAUGCUUGUACUGAUUGAACUUUCGCCCAAUCUCGAGACAAUGAUUCUGGAACACCAACACAAGAUUGAAGCAGAUAAUGAGAUUUUAUCAGAAGAGUUGUUAGAUACUCCAGUUGACUUAAGCAUCCCGAGUCUCAAGCAAGUUACUAUCAAACCGUAUACCGGAACCGAAGAUGAAGCUAAUUUUGUGAACAUCUUAAUCAGGCAGGGAGUUGUUCUGGAAAAGAUUGUACUCGUUCCUGGCCAGGUUGAAGAGAACCGAAGAGUUGUUCUGAAGCCGCUUCCUCCGGUUGUUCUACAAAGGAAGGAUUUCCAAAGUUGGAAAUGUACUCUCUCCUCUGCAACACCACCUGUGGAUAAUUGACAAGUUAUUGUGAGAGGGACGUUUUAUGCAUUUGUAAUCAAUUGUUAUUCCGACAUUUUAAUAUCUUACUCUCAAUAAUUGACUCUUAUUUGUGCUGGCCGUGAACAUCUAGAUGGUCAUGACUAGUCAAUUAUAUACAACGUGUGGACCUCAACUACAAACUUUCUCGCGUUGCCUCUUGGAAUAUGGUUUUGGACAUAUUGCGAAGUCUUUAUAGAAGUGACAUUUAUGGGAUCA